Molecule: messenger RNA, 585 nt
Organism: Symbiodinium natans
Lineage: Eukaryota; Dinophyceae; Suessiales; Symbiodiniaceae
Source: the annotation of a GenBank genome assembly
AUGAGGUUCUCAGCACGGCUAGAGGCCUCAUCCCUGUCACAGAUUAAGGCUUGCGAGGAGCCCUACUUCACCCUCGGGAGGCUGCAGAGGAUCUCGAAACAAGUCCUUGUGGCUUUAGAGUACAUCCACCAGCUUUACUUGAUCCAUGCAGACCUGAAGCCUGAGAACAUUCUCAUCAAGAGCUACUCCCGCUGCGAGGUGAAGGUCAUCGAUUUCGGCUCCUCCUGCUUCGUGGACGAUCAGCUGACGAACUACGUGCAGUCGCGCUCGUACAGGGCCCCUGAAGUGAUCUUGGGCCUUUCUUAUGACCAGAAGAUCGACAUCUGGUCUUUGGGAUGCAUCGUCGCAGAGCUCUGGGCAGGUUUCGUUCUCUUCCAGAACGACUCCGUCCAGAGCCUCCUGGCCCGGAUCAUGGGCAUCCUCGGGCCGCUGCCUGCGCACAUGCUGGCCACCGGCCGCUCCGUGCCGCAAUACUUCACACAGGAUGGCCGCCUCUACCGAGAGUCGCAGCCACUUCCUUCGUCGGCAUCCACACCGCCCGGGCACUCGGGGACCUUGUGGACUCUGGAAGUGAGAAGCUCUUAG